AAAAGAGGAGAUACAAACUAUCACGGGAAUUCAAUUUUUUUUGUCAUCUUUUACGUGGAAGACACAGAAUCUUUGAUUGCUUUUGGUUGUAUAAUAAUCCUGUUCUCUCUACCUAUAGUGGAAGUGUCACGAGCCUCCCAGUUGCCUAUAUCUCUCUCUGUAGCGUCUUCACAUUCCAUUUCAUCUGUGUCUUUUAUCUUCAACUUAAUUUCAAAAUGCAUCUCUUUGAAUUAUCUGCUUUUGAAAAUCAAGAAGCUCACUCUGAGGAAGAUUUUCGCUUUGAGAAGUCACUCAAGGAACUCAAAGAUUUGCGGUCUCAGCUUCAUUAUGCUGCUGAUUACUGUGAAACAACAUUCUUGAAGGUCAAGGAGAAAAAAGAUGUUUUGGAAAACACAAAAGAGUACAUAUGCAGGGCUCUGGUGACUGUUGUUGACCAUCUGGGGAGCGUCUCUUCUAAGCUUGAACACCGCAUUUCUGAUACCCAUGAUUUUGCUGAGGCAGAGCUUCGAAUCAGUGCUCUUAAACAAAGACUUCUUUCAUACGAACUAUACGCUCACAAGCUUGCUCUAAACAAAGUAAAAUGGACUGCAGCUUUGCCAAGCUAUCACCGGCGGUAUUUAUCAGCAAUCACAGAUGUUGCAAAAUCAAAUGAAGACUCCAGUGCAGCAAAAGUAACAUUCAAGCAAGGAUUUGACAUAGAGGAAGUGCCACUUUUCAUGUACACAUACAGUGACAAGUUAUCCCCAGUUAAGAUUCCACCAUCAAAAACUGCAAUGGAGAGCUGUGAUUCUGACACACCCGUAGUGUUGCCUGUUCGAGAUGGCGUUUCAAAUUCAAUACUGUCAAAGGGUCCAAAUCCUACUUUCCAUUUCCAGCUGGGUUCUCCGAAGCUUGGGCGAAAGAGUUUCCAAAGAAAAACAUUGCAGAGUGCUGAAAUUAUGUCCCUCAUUCGGCGAAUUAAACGCACCCCAUAGAUGAUGAGAAAUGUUAUAUAUAUUUAUUUUUAUUAUAUAAUUUAUGUAUAUAAAUGAUAUAUUAUUAUGUGAUUGAUUAUUA
Mangifera indica (mango) is the source of this 1056-nucleotide messenger RNA. Its product is annotated as probable protein ABIL5. Lineage: Eukaryota; Viridiplantae; Streptophyta; Magnoliopsida; Sapindales; Anacardiaceae. The record is from RefSeq and is a predicted model, not a curated record. Bases 216 to 974 code for a protein of 252 amino acids. The transcript has 7 exons.